Culex quinquefasciatus (southern house mosquito) is the source of this 1388-nucleotide messenger RNA. Its product is annotated as endochitinase A. The coding region runs from base 4 to 1299 and encodes 431 amino acids. The record is from RefSeq and is a predicted model, not a curated record. The transcript has 3 exons. NCBI's taxonomy places the organism in Eukaryota, Metazoa, Arthropoda, Insecta, Diptera, Culicidae.
GAAAUGGCUAAGAUUGCACUCGGCCUCGCGCACGCUCAGUCCAGCACGAGCGGAACCUCGAGCAUGUCGGCCAGCCUGGAGUCGUCGUCGUCCGUCGUUGGCGGUGGCGGCAGCACGUUGGCCGCGGCCAAGCGUGGUCGACUGUUGAUCCGCCAGCAGCGGAUAAAGAAGGAAAGCGAUUCAUCCUCGUCCGGCCAGCAGUACGGGUCCGAUUUGGACACCCCGGACGGGACUACGAUGUACAGUGCGCAGAACUUGCUAGCUGUACCGCAGCAUCAUCGCUUCGAGCGUCAGAUAUCCGAACCAAUCAUCCCAACGUCGUCGGCGGUUUCAUCCCCGGAAGUGCGGUCCGGUGGACCUACCCGACCGUCGCACCACUUGGCCGUCCCUUCUCAGCAGCCAUACCUAGUGAAGCAACACUCCCACCCGCUGCUACCCAGCCAAACGUCCAGCCAUUCGCACCAGCAAGCGUUCCAAGCCAUAUCGUCAUACUCGCUCCAACGACAGCUCUCUCACCCAACGGCCACGGUGGCCACCGUCCAAAGCUCGACUCCGCUGACCCUGGUGACGAGUAGCGGCGGCGCCACGCACUAUUUGGCUCCGAACUCACCCAUGAACAUCGAAUCCGACGAGGACGGGUCCAGCGCGGUGGCCACGGCAACCGCCGGAACGACCACGUCCGCCACUACAACGAUUCCGCAGAUCCAUCUGCACACCGACCGCACAAUGAGUCCCACGGUUGUUCUCGUCCCCGACAUCGAAUCCCUUCACCAGCAGCAGCACCAUCUAGCGGCGAACACCUCCACGACCACCACCGGCGGCAGUGCUGCUUCCGCGGCCCCGCUGAGCGAUCUUACGACGCCGAGUUCGAUACGGGUGAAGGGCGAGGAGCUGUCCCGGUCGGCUUCGUCGCCAUUGAUGACCUCCCGCUCGACGGAAAUCCCCGGCCUGGACAGCCAGCGCUCCAGCCACUGUCCGGUGGUCCGGGACGGGCCCGCGCUCGGUUGUAACUUUUGCUGGAACACGAUCGACGCCCACGGGCGGAUUCUGCGGCGCAAGACCAAGUAUCACUGCCCCGAGUGCCAGACGAAUCUGUGCAUCGUGCCGUGCUUCCAGGAGUACCACGAGCGCCAAUCGGCGGAAAAUCCCGCCCCCACCGGGAACGACAGCACCAGCGGCGGCGGCGGCGGCACCGGUACAUCCUCCGGAAGUAGCAAAUCCGGCCUGCGGAACUACCCCAAGUCCGGCUCGAUACGGCGACCACGUGUCAUCGAUGACCGUUACGUGCUACGACCAUAAGGAAGGUGAGUGCAUUUGAUUUUUAGUUGAGGCGAAUCAAAGAUUAGACGGCCCUUUGUUGAACUGCUGAUCAAAAUAUCAAGCAAAAU